ACUCAGGCGAAACUUCUCAUCCACCAAGCUUCUUCCUACAUUGCAGUCAUGUCGCUUCUUACCAUGGGCCAAGAACACAGAGGAACUAGGGCAAACAUUGCCUCAUUCGUAAGUUUUUCUUGAACAUUGCCUCUUUCGUAUGUUUGUAAUUAGUUUUUUAAAAGUCCAAUAUAAUGAUUUUUUAUAUUGUUUGUUUUUAAAGGAUCCCAAGAAAUUUCGUCAACGUUCACACCCAAUGCCUUAUCCAGACCCAUGGUGCGUACCUUACAUAGAGCGUGCGGGUUUCGGUCAUGUAAUGCAUGUCGUAAAUGCCACCAUUGAUGCCAAAUUCAUUUUGGCUCUGUGUGAACGUUGGAGACCUGAGACACACACCUUUCACCUACCAACUGGUGAAUGUACCGUCACAUUAGAGGACGUGUACAUGCUUUUAGGUCUUAGAAUAGAUGGUAAGCCUGUGACCGGAAAUGUUCAACAGCCUAACCAAAUAUGUGUUCAAAUGUUGGGGGUAGAUCUGGUCGAGGGUGAGGGGUCUGCCAAAGCAAGGGGUCAGGGUAUUAAAUUAUCUAGCCUACAAUUGUACCACGACUCCAUAACUUUGACUGAGGAAUCCUCCGAACAAGAAAAAGUCAUAAAAACCCGGGUUUACAUUAUGCUAUUGUUUGGGAACUUGCUAUUUCCCGAAGGGACGGGAAAUAGCAUAAAUUUUAUGUACUUGAGUUUGCUCGGGGACAUUGAUAGAAUAAGCACAUAUAGUUGGGGUUCUGCAGUAUUAGCAUUCCUAUAUAGCUCUUUGUGUAAAAAUGCACAAAAUGAGCACUGUACAUUUUCUGGAUGUGCUUUUUUGCUUCAAACAUGGGGGUGGUGGAGAUUGCCGAGGCUAGCCCCAGAAAAUCCUAAUGACUACUCCUUCCCCUACGCAACUAGGUUCAUUACAACCGGACUGGAUUACAGUCUUACCCCCAAAAAUAAAAUUAUAUUUUAUCGUCAACUGUUGGAUCGUCUCCGAGCACAGGAUGUAUUACCACUAAAUCACUCAACUUCUAACUGAUUUAUUAAUGUCAUGCAUUCUCGAUAAAUAACAUAUUUACUUUUUUCUUUGCAGUUUAUUU
Messenger RNA from Lathyrus oleraceus (garden pea), 1109 nucleotides. RefSeq names its product protein MAIN-LIKE 2-like. Gene Ontology annotation, biological process: meristem maintenance; meristem development. The coding region runs from base 140 to 1048 and encodes 302 amino acids. The transcript has 2 exons. The record is from RefSeq and is a predicted model, not a curated record. NCBI's taxonomy places the organism in Eukaryota, Viridiplantae, Streptophyta, Magnoliopsida, Fabales, Fabaceae.